This is a messenger RNA of Anopheles coustani, 641 nucleotides long. Its product is annotated as cyclin-dependent kinases regulatory subunit-like. Gene Ontology annotation, cellular component: SCF ubiquitin ligase complex; cyclin-dependent protein kinase holoenzyme complex. The record is from RefSeq and is a predicted model, not a curated record. Bases 44 to 286 code for a protein of 80 amino acids. Gene Ontology annotation, biological process: regulation of mitotic cell cycle. Gene Ontology annotation, molecular function: histone binding; ubiquitin binding; cyclin-dependent protein serine/threonine kinase activator activity. The transcript has 2 exons. Lineage: Eukaryota; Metazoa; Arthropoda; Insecta; Diptera; Culicidae.
AUUUCAAAAUUCUAUUUGAGUUGUUUUUAAAGAUAAUACAAGCAUGCCGUCGGAUCAAAUCCAAUAUUCAGAAAAGUAUUACGACGAGGUGUUUGAGUACCGGCACGUAAUACUUCCACCUGAUUUGGCCAAGUAUGUGCCGAAAACACACCUGAUGUCAGAAACGGAGUGGCGUAACCUAGGCGUUCAGCAAUCUCCCGGUUGGGUGCUAUACAUGAUACAUGCGCCUGAACCACACGUACUACUGUUUCGACGUCCACGAGCGGAUCAACCAGCACAAUUGUAGAACGAUGCAGCGUUCCUUAGGCAAUAAUUACGACGCCACUCGUAAAGCCGGCAUGCGGUGCUCAAUCUGCUGUUGAUAGUUUUAAUUAAUGCUACUGAAUUCGAUAAAUGUUGCAUUUUCGUCCCAUUAGCACAAGCCACAAUUCCUGCAGGCCCUGUGUUACCAAUAGUUACUGCCCUAGUCAGUAAUGAAAUACGAGGAACUAUUAAGAUCUCUUCUAAAGCAACCGUGUAUGAGUACAAUGCCAUGUUAAACCAAAUGAUAGCUGUGUCUACCAAAUGGUUUGGUUAGUCUGCUAAGCAAGAAGGGAUUAUCUUUUGAUAUGAAAUAAAUUGACAAGUUGUUAAAUAUUAUC